Suillus fuscotomentosus is the source of this 1266-nucleotide messenger RNA. RefSeq lists its product as uncharacterized. Bases 1 to 1266 code for a protein of 421 amino acids. Lineage: Eukaryota; Fungi; Basidiomycota; Agaricomycetes; Boletales; Suillaceae. The record is from RefSeq and is a predicted model, not a curated record. The transcript has 4 exons.
AUGGCUUACGAGCAACAUGACUGGUCGGUGAAUAUCGGUAGCAGUCUUGAUGGGAGUCACCUUCAGGGCCAAGUUGAACCAGGCUCUAACUCUGGGCUAGCCUACCCUACUACUCCUCACUUCGCUCACUCCUCUGAGUCGACCAAUCAAUCCCAAGGGUCGUUUGGCCUCGAGACGCCCACAGCCUAUCAGCAGGGCCAUUCCUCCGUUUACUCCAACGACCUCAGUCAGAGCGAGCAGCCGCAGUCGCAUACGGCUUUAUCACUCUAUCACCCCCAGCCUAUCGACCAUACAUCUUCGGUUGAUUCAGAUUUCUGGAUGUUAGACGCCCAGAGCUCAGUCGACGAAUUUCAGCAGCAUAGCCCAGGUCUCAUAGCAUCUUUUGCGGCGCAUCUCGAUCAGGGUUUCAGGCGUGUAAGCCCUGUACAUACCCUGAAUGCACCAGACGAUACAUUUCUUGGCACCAGGCCCGUCAUGCCACUAUUAAAACCGUUGACCACAAUCUUUCUAUCGGUGGACGUAAUAGAGGAGGUUAAGGUUAAUGCAUAUGAACGAAUGGUUAGGUCGAUCAUCGAGACUUCCUUUUUCCCUGCCGAUGAAGCAGUGCUCAAGGUAAUGGCCGAGAAUGCCCUUGAUGAUGCAGUCUCCGAAUACUCCAAUGCGGAGCUCGUCAAAUGGAAGACUCUCACGGAGGGUCGAGAAGAAAUCCAACGGCUGAGCGAGGUCUUGGAUCGCAUCCGGGACAAAUUCAAGGAUAUCUCGCUCAACUCAGUAAUAUCAGCUUAUUCCCUUUCCCUUCCAGUCUAUUUGCGGGAUCAAGCACUCUUAGAGUCCCGGAUCACGACGAUAAAAGAUCUCCUCAAUACUGGUUUAUUUCUUCAUGGAAAAAUGGACCUGAUCGGGCAGGGUGGGCUCCCUGACAGCCAUUAUGUGCCAUUUGCACACAGUGGGAUCCAGGAUCUCGUCGAAAUCAUGCUUUCGGAGAGACAAUACAACCAGUUUAUUUGUUAUGACGGGAUUGGCUCGGACAGUUGGAAGGAUCGCUUGAAGAACAUCAUCGCCUUUCUCAGUACAACACAGAUGUGGGCAUUGUCUCAGCAUUCAACUGGAAAAUUGGUGCCUGCUGAGUUUGUGACUGACUCAAAUGUUCGAUUCUAUUAUGACCUCUUGCUUUACAUGUCUCAGCUUGACAAGAAUGGGCUGCAUUAUUUUGAUGCGCUAUUGACUGACAUUCAGGAUGUUUUUGUACUUCACGCUUCCAACUAG